AGGGCAUGACGUGACAAUGAAGUCGCUCAUCCGUCCGUCAUUGUCAAUCGAUCGUCAAUUUUAUUUCUGUAAUUACUGAGGUUAUGUUUUGUAGGUAUUUAAAACUUAGAGAAGUUAAUGUAUAUUUUGACCUAUAAAUAAUUAAGUUUUGAUGUUAAUAUCACUGAUAACAUUUUAACCAAUAUUAUUGUUCUAAGUAGGCAUACAGUUAAAUCAAUUUCGCACUUGUUAUAUAUUUUUGAAAUAAUGGCAACAAAUUACGCGAAAUACGGCCAAUUAAUAAACGCCUCGACGAAUUAUGCUCGCCGCAUGAAACGGCUUUCGAAUAGAAUAUUUGGUGAAGUAGCAAUCCCCACAAAUUCAAAGUCAAUGAAAGUGGUAAAAAUAUUUUCUGAGCGGCCGCUACACAGCAAUGAGGAGAUCGUGCACUACUACCCGCGGCACGUGGAGACUAGCAAGCUGAUGCUGAAGCUGCGCGAGUACGGGCUGUUCCGCGACGAGCAUCAGGACUUUAAGGAGGAGAUGAAGCGGCUGCGUGAGCUGCGCGGGAAGGUCAAGGUUUGGCGCCGGCACCUUGAGGCCAAGGAAUGACCACAUUAGGUCUAUACAUUUUAUUUGAAAGUGCAGAUAUAAUUUGAAACUACAAAAGGAAAAAUUUUAGAUGUAGGUAUUGCCUGCAAUUUUACUGUGAAUAAAUUUAAUAUAAAGAAAUGUUAGGUUAGUAUAUGUAGUAAAUAUAAAAUUUCAUGCAA
Plodia interpunctella (Indianmeal moth) is the source of this 752-nucleotide messenger RNA. RefSeq names its product mitochondrial ribosomal protein S33 (gene mRpS33). Gene Ontology annotation, cellular component: mitochondrion. The record is from RefSeq and is a predicted model, not a curated record. Bases 247 to 591 code for a protein of 114 amino acids. Lineage: Eukaryota; Metazoa; Arthropoda; Insecta; Lepidoptera; Pyralidae. The transcript has a single exon.